UGAUUUCUCCUAUAUUCAUAUAAAGAUUGAUUGGUGUUCAACGUCAUUGGACGAGAUAAAGAUUUUAUUCUCAAAAUUUCCAAGAGUCAAACGAGUUAAAAAUAGAAAUCUACUUUUGCCGGUAUCUUCGAUAAAAAAAAACCUAAACAAUCGGCGAACCGGCAAACAAAAGAACGUAGUACCUGUUUGAUUCUAAAGAAAAAAUAUUCUACCUUAUCUCUAUUUAUUUCACGUAUACCAUAAUGCAAUCAACCAAUACUACGAUAGAAGCUACUAACGACGACAAAAAUAUCUCUAAUAAUUUCGAGCAAAAACAUCAGACAGGAUUUCCUAGAAACGGUCGAACAACAGUCUCGUUCAGCUAUUCGGAAGCUGACGUCAAUGUUAGUCAAAAGCGUAAAGUUUUCUGCAUCCGAACGCACUCAACAACUGUCGCGAGUCGUGAACUCGCGACUCGCGAAAACCGCAUUUUGCUGAGUAUUCCACUUCUCACUGUAGCUUCUUGUUUGUUAGACGCCGGACGCCGCGAGCAAAAGGAAGAUUUUUCUCUGUGUGAUAUUCAGUAGAUAAAUUGCGAGUAGAAAUGCCAAAAUCCAAGGAGAUGAUUUCCAGCAGUGGAAGCGAGAGUGGAAGUGCCAGCUCAGAGGAAGAGGCAAAACAGAAGAGCAAGGUCAGGAAGCCAGAAAAAGAGAAGACGGUGGAGAGCUCUGCCAGUGACAACUCUGAGUCCGAGGAAGACACUAAGACCAAAAAAAGGCCAAAGAAGCAGGAAGAUAAGGGCUCAAACAAGAAGGCCAAAAAAGAUUCUAAAGGAAAGGAUGAUGAUGAAACUUCCUGGGAGCUGGGUGGCAACAAGCAUGUCACUGUACGUAGCUUCAAGAAUAAAUGGUUUGUCGACAUCAGAGAAAUGUACAUGGACAAGGAUGGAGAAAUGAAACCUGGAAGAAAGGGAGUCUGUUUGAAUAUGGAGAACUGGAAAUCGUUCAUGAAAGUUGUGGAAGAUGUAGAUAAGGCUGUAAAGGCCAAGUGUUUUUAGAUCUUUCAUUACCAUUCAUUGUACUUUAUAGGUAUUUUAAGAUGAAUAAGGAUAUAUAAUUUAUGAAAUUAUUCUUUGUACCUUAUUUUCGUAAUUAAAAUAAAAAAUAAGAAAUAAAAAUAAACAAGUUAAAAUUAUAAAGGUUUUUAUUUUUAAAGUCACUAAAAAAAUGUUAUCAAAGAACGUUACACUUAAAAUAAAAUUAUUUAAUCUCGUAAUUAAAGUUAGAGACGUAGUACAUAUACAAUAAAAAAUCUGUUUUACAGGUUCUCACUUUUUGUAUAAAAAAUAUAUAUUUAAAUAUAUAUUUAUGACACUAUUUUUUAGGAAUAAAUAACAACCGCUAUCUGUUGAAUCGUCAAAGAAUUAUGUAUGUACAAGGCUAUUUACAUGUGUUGAGAAUAUACAUAUUUGCAGUAUUUAAAGUUCUAAGAAGUCGUUGCAUUCUUAUUCGUGUACUAAUUUUAAAAAUUCGUCUACCUUAAUCUUUUUAAAUAGGGCCUGUGGAUCUACUUUUGUUUUCUUUUCGACCUGUAAUAAAGCAUAAAUAUUACAGCAAA
Molecule: messenger RNA, 1596 nt
Organism: Nasonia vitripennis (jewel wasp)
Lineage: Eukaryota; Metazoa; Arthropoda; Insecta; Hymenoptera; Pteromalidae
Gene: Ssb-c31a
Product: activated RNA polymerase II transcriptional coactivator p15
Exons: 5
Coding region: 584-1036 (150 amino acids)
Biological process (GO): positive regulation of transcription initiation by RNA polymerase II
Cellular component (GO): nucleus; transcription regulator complex
Molecular function (GO): transcription coactivator activity; DNA binding
Source: RefSeq, a predicted model, not a curated record